Molecule: messenger RNA, 1177 nt
Organism: Pelagomonas calceolata
Lineage: Eukaryota; Pelagophyceae; Pelagomonadales; Pelagomonadaceae
Source: the annotation of a GenBank genome assembly
AGCUAGCUGGCGGCGCAAGCACGCAGCCAAGCCGAGCCACGUUGUCGCUGUGGCACAAAUUAAUCGAUGCUGCAAUCCCAGUUAGCAAGAACGCCGUUACUGCAGCUGUCAGGCUGUGCAGUGCCUGCAGCCCUGACAGCCAGGUGCCGCAGCGAUGCAAAACGUGACGCGUAGACACUGUGCUCAUAGCUGCCAGCCUCUGCUGUGCAGCUCUCGUGUCGCAGCAAUGCAAAACGUGACACGUAGACUUGCAGCUCUCGUGCCGACAAUUGCUAGGACGCGCCGACAUCUAGCCACGCAAAAACAAGGCGACUGGACAGCCGUGGCGGCGCGCGACUACGCCUCGCACCGCCAGACGUUCCAGGCCGACUACGCGCGCGAGUGCUGGCAGCGCCUCAGUUCCAGGCCGGCCGUCGCGCCCGUCGUCGCGCGGGCGGCGCGCGUCCUCGACGUCGGGUGCGGCUCGGGCGAGUUUACGCGGGAGCUGGCGAGCCAUCUGCCGCACGCGUCAAUCGUGGGCGUCGACAUCUCGGAAGGCAUGGUGCGGCACGCGGAACGGGCGAACGCCCACGAGCGCGUGAGCUACGCUGUGAUCGAUUUUGCGAACCAAGUCCCCUUCCGUGGCGAGAGCUUCCAGGUCGCGACGUCGACGAUGGCGCUGCAUUGGCCCGGGCCCGACGCAGCGUUCUUGGCCGGCGUCUCUCGUUUCAUCGAGCCGGGCGGCGUCUUCUUGGCGGGCCUGCACGGCCAAGGCUCGUGUCAAGAAGGGGUCGACGCCUUCGAGAAGGUCGCGGGCCUAGACUUGGAGAGCCUCCCCACCAUGUUCAAGCGCCGCUCCGCGGCUGCGUGGGAAAAAGCUCUGUGCGAUGCGGGCUUCUUCGACGUCGAGGUAGAGGAGCGCACGGUCGCGACGCGCUACGCCUCGGUGGAGGAUUGUCAAAGGCGCCUUGCCGCGGCCUGGCCCCCGAUCUUAGCCGGACACGUCCCGGCCGCGGACGUCGACGCCCUCGUCGCGGCGGCGGCGCGGGCAAUGAUGGACGCCGGUGGAGUCAUGACGAGCCGGCUGCUCGAGUUCUCGGCGUUCGACAGUGGUGUACCUGACGCUUUUCGACCUUGAGGCUCUCAAUGGCUCGCUGUGGUAGCAAUUGUGCAAUUGUGAAAAAACCGAGCUAGCGGC